CCCAGCACCCAAAGCUCCAUGGCAAAACCCAAUUCUUAAAAAUUUCUCCGUUUCUCUCUCCCCCUUUACAAAUUAAUCAGCCAGAAAUUUAUAUUAAAAAUAAAAAUGAGGCCUAAAUCCCACCCAACCCUCAACCUCAAGUUCCUCCUCCUUGGGGUCUUUAUUGCUUUCUUCCUCCUCUUUAUGCUAAGAUCAGGUUUUCCAACUUCCAUGCAAAGUGAAUCUUCUGUUUCACAAAAUUUCAUACCCAAUGCAAAAGCAACAACAAAUUGUCCAACUUGCAGCAAGAUCCCACCCACACUAGCCCAAGCACUCAUCCAUUACUCAACCUCAACCAUCACUCCACAACAAACACUCAAAGAGAUCUCAGUGUCAGCAAGAGUUUUAGAAAAGAAAUCACCCUGCAACUUCCUAGUCUUCGGCCUAGGCCACGACAGCCUUAUGUGGAAUGCGCUCAACUACGGCGGACGCACAAUUUUCCUCGAAGAAGACGAGGCGUGGAUACAGCAAAUCCGACGCCGGUUUCCGAUGCUGGAGUCGUAUCAUGUCACGUACGAUAGCAAGGUGAACCAGGCCAAUCAACUCAUGGAGGUUGGCAGGGGACCUGAGUGCACAGCACUUGGUGAUCCUAGAUACUCUAUGUGCCAACUUGCCUUGAAAGGCUUGCCUGGUGAAGUCUAUGAAACACAAUGGGAUCUGAUUAUGGUUGAUGCGCCGACCGGUUACUACGAUGAGGCACCGGGAAGGAUGACUGCUAUAUAUACAGCAGGGAUGAUGGCAAGGAAUAGGGGGGAUGGAGAAACUGAUGUGUUUGUUCAUGAUGUGAAUAGGGAGGUGGAGGAUAGGUUCUCCAAGGCAUUUCUCUGUGAAAGCUAUAUGAAGAAACAAGUAGGCAGGUUAAGGCACUUCACUAUCCCUAGCCACAGAGAUGGCUCAGACAGGCCUUUCUGCCCAGAAUAAUUCCUCCCCUUGUAUUGCUUACCUAUGCCAUUUCUUUUCCUUUUUGGGGACAUUUGAGUAACCUUUUUGGCGGAAUAUGUUUCAAGGGCAAAAGGGAAAAAAAAGAUCAAGUUCUGAAAGAAUCUCUUAGAGCCACUUCUAUCUUCUCUCCUUUUAUUUUUUUGGGGUUCUUAUGUCAAAUUUCAUUGGAUUAAAAUCUAUAGCUAAAAUAAGAGCAGAUG
This is a messenger RNA of Corylus avellana, 1181 nucleotides long. RefSeq names its product glucuronoxylan 4-O-methyltransferase-like protein (DUF579) (gene GXM3). Gene Ontology annotation, biological process: xylan biosynthetic process. The record is from RefSeq and is a predicted model, not a curated record. NCBI's taxonomy places the organism in Eukaryota, Viridiplantae, Streptophyta, Magnoliopsida, Fagales, Betulaceae.